UGAGGGGCAGCUUGCAGCUUGCAGGCUUUUCCAAAGCAGCGGUUCCUAAUGGAGUAAUAAAGUGAUUAAAUAUAGAAUUCAAGUUUGACAUUUGAUUGAAUAUUAUUUCCGGUCGUUUUGCGUGACCUGUUUUUCCGUUCUCAUGAAGGCAUUGAUAUUUGAACGACACAUGUCUAGAAAACAGACGAAGACGACCCGUCUCCAAUUUUGAAGAACUGUGAUUUUUUUGUCCACAUCAGCAAGAGUUAUCAUGGGUAACAAACACUCAUUGGGCUGCUGUUAUUACAACGUCAGUCCUCAACCCCAACGAAAAGUCAAUGAUGUAUCUGAACGAAGAGUGUUAGAAGCACAUGAACCCUGCAGGGCCGAAAGUACAACAAACCUACAGCAUAUCAGUGAGAGAGAACCUGAAGAUUGGCAAUCAGACCCGUCUCUCCACCCGAAAGCUGAAACAAUAUUUAUGGAAAGAUCAAGAGCUGCUAUUCAUGAGGGACUAGAAAGGAGGAGAAGCCAACUUCAGCUCCAUGAUAGAGGGACCUUGAAAAAAUCCAACUCUUGUUCUACCAUCUAUGUAGAUGAGAGUACUGUUUGUCAGCCUAAUUUAAAGAACACUAUCAAGUGUGUGACACUAGCCAUUUACUAUCACAUCAAGAACCGACAAUCAGAUAGGCAAAUGGAUAUUUUUGACGAGAAACUUCAUCCUUUGUCGAAGGACGGUGUUUCUAAUGACUACUGCCGGUACAAUCCCGACCACCGCCAAGUCUACAAGUUCGUCAGAACGUUAUUCAACGCCGCCCAACUGACAGCCGAGUGUGCCAUCAUCACCCUGAUUUAUUUGGAAAGAUUAUUAACCUACGCAGAAAUCGACAUUACCCCUGGAAAUUGGAAAAGAGUGGUGCUGGGUGCCAUUCUAUUAGCUUCCAAAGUAUGGGAUGAUCAAGCAGUUUGGAAUGUUGACUAUUGCCAAAUUCUCAAAGAUAUCACAGUGGAAGAUAUGAACGAGUUGGAGCGUCAUUUUUUGGAAAUGCUUCAAUUCAACAUCAAUAUUCCGUCGAGCGUUUACGCCAAAUAUUAUUUUGACUUGCGGACGCUUGCCGAGGCGAAUGAAAUGAAUUUCCCAGCUGAGCCUUUGACGAAAGAGAAGGCAACCAAGCUCGAGGCCAUGUCUCGUGUCUGCGAGGAUAAAUUGGCAUCUGAUAUUUUGCGAGCAAAUUUGAAACGCUCAGCCAGCAUGGACAAUGUCAACAUUUCACGCCGGAGCAUAGCCAUCCUGUCGUAAAUGAAGACGUCUUUUGUCAUUGUGUAACGCAUCCUCCGUCUUGUUUUUUGCACUCCCAGACAUUCAAGAUCCCCCAAACACUUUUUUCCCCCCUCGUCUACCGUAUCCUUUCAAGACAAUGAGGCUGGACUUCUUCCUUCCCACUCCGUUGGCUUCUUCUUCCCAUCAAAAGUGCCUCAUGACACUCUCAUGACUUGUGAAAAAUCCUUUAUCCCAUUGAUUAUUUUCCACGAGGAAAAAAAAUUUACUUAAUCAAUUACGAUUUCUAUUUUCUCUCUCCCUACUGAUUUUUUGUUCAUUUUCUUGCCUUAAUUUUCUUUUUUCACUUUUUAUUAUUUUUAAAAAAAAUCCAUUGCAUGCUUGAAAUGAUUUAGCUCUCCUAGUCAAUCAACGUAGAUUCGAGGAUGAAACACCAGGCGUUACGCCACACCAAGUCUCCCGAAAAAACACGCCAUUUAAACUAACAAAAGAAAAAAGGACAGAGUAAAAGAAAGAGAGAGAGAAAAAGAUAAUGACUUAACCAAUGUAAAUUUUCUUUACUCCCAAACUACUCGUCCUACAUAUUACUACCGAAAAAGAACUACACAAAAUUCUUAUUUUCUCCCCUAUCCCCAAAAUUUCCCAGCCCUCGGUUUCCGUUUUUUGACAGUCUCGAUUGGAUGCCUAAUAUUCCCCCCCCCCUUUCAGCUCCCCCCUAUAUCCCUUCCAAAAUAAAAAAGUUUUGCGGUUUCUUCCUUUUGUUUUUCAAAAAAAAAAAUUUCGGUUUAAUUCUUCCGGUACAUAUUUCACAUGUGAUGAUAUGCCGUUGAUGGACAAUUAAUGAUAAUAAAGACAUGUCAUUCAAA
Daphnia pulex (common water flea) is the source of this 2124-nucleotide messenger RNA. It is a transcript of the gene CycY, whose product is annotated as cyclin-Y-like protein 1-B. Gene Ontology annotation, cellular component: plasma membrane. The record is from RefSeq and is a predicted model, not a curated record. Gene Ontology annotation, molecular function: protein kinase binding; cyclin-dependent protein serine/threonine kinase activator activity. Gene Ontology annotation, biological process: regulation of canonical Wnt signaling pathway; regulation of cyclin-dependent protein serine/threonine kinase activity. Bases 251 to 1279 code for a protein of 342 amino acids. NCBI's taxonomy places the organism in Eukaryota, Metazoa, Arthropoda, Branchiopoda, Diplostraca, Daphniidae. The transcript has 8 exons.